Messenger RNA from Asterias rubens (European starfish), 2039 nucleotides. Its product is annotated as DALR anticodon-binding domain-containing protein 3-like. The record is from RefSeq and is a predicted model, not a curated record. Bases 12 to 1874 code for a protein of 620 amino acids. Gene Ontology annotation, molecular function: tRNA binding; ATP binding; arginine-tRNA ligase activity. Gene Ontology annotation, biological process: arginyl-tRNA aminoacylation; tRNA C3-cytosine methylation. Lineage: Eukaryota; Metazoa; Echinodermata; Asteroidea; Forcipulatida; Asteriidae. The transcript is spliced from 10 exons.
CACCACGGAGAAUGAAAUUUAAAAUGGGGGAAAUUUUGAAAGAUUUCACUGUGUUUACAGAACAACUCGAGACGUUUAUCUUAUCGUAUGGUAAGAAAACGAGUGUAGCUAAAUCGGGAUUGAAUUCGACGAUCUUGCGACCAUGUAACAAACCCAAUAUUUGUGAUUUCAGUGUGGCUGCGGCGAUGGUGGAGAGAUUGAAAAUUAAGGACCUCAACAUCACCGCAUUCUCAGAAGAAUUGAAAAAGGAAUCCAGUCACUGGCCGUUUCCAAUCAAAUCCUGCAUCAUCACAGCCAAGGGAUCGCUGAGUAUCAAUCUCCAUCGUCCUAGCGUUUUCAAGCACGUCUUGAGCACGGUUUCACAACUAGGCGAUCAAUAUGGGAAGUCUGAGGCAUCCAUCCAAGACCCGGCUAAAGCUCCUCCUGGAGUGAGCGUUGUAAAUAACAGUCUCCUAAGGGCGGAGAGAGAAAGGAGAGCAACAGAAGAAAAUGUUGAGGUGUCGCUGAAUCAGUUGAGGGGUCUUCUGUUGACAGAACACCUUUCCAGAUUAAUCAGAGAAGCAGGAUUUCAAGUUAAUCAUUUGACGCCAACUACACCAGCAUUUUCCAAAGUACUCACCCAGUUUGGACUUGGUUCAAUUUAUAAACACACAGCAGACAUUUCAUCAGAAGAGAGCUCAAGAUGUGAAACACAACAGCAAUUAAUCCUAGCUGCAAAUAGCUCUAAAUACAGGAUACAUUCAGAGUCAGGUCGUCAGGACGAUAAAGGCUCGGGUCAGAGGUCAGACGAUGUAGGUUUAGGUCAGAGGUCAGUUGGAAAUGAUGUCAAAGGUCACGGUCGGAGGAGAGAUGAGCAAGAGGUGUUGGAUUUAUCAAGUGAGGUCCAGCUGGAUUUGCAACAGUUUAUCGCUGAGGAAAAACUCGCACAUGGAAAAUCUGGAUAUGACAAGAACCUACAGAGGGUAACAGUGGUCUCUUCAAAUGGAACACCUUCUCCUGUGAUGAUGCAGUGCUGUACUAUUGAACAAGGUCUUAGUCAGCUGCAACCACCGCCUUCUCACCUCAUCCACGUAUCGAGCCAAGAUAUGGGUUUUCGGCAACAGCAAGUUGACCUGGCGUGGCGGCUGUGUACCGGACACGCUUCACUACCUGGCAUCAAUCAGCACCAUGUUACCCACGGACCUGUUGCUGUGUGUGGGGCUGGGUUUAAAGGAACUAUAAGCGCUUCAGAGCUCCUUAGGUUAAGAGAAUCUCAAACCAGGGAAGCGUCCAUCUUGAAAUAUGGGGAAGAAGUACAAGGUGAAGGUUGGGAGAGUCUAAUUCAUAGACUGACCAUCGCUGGCUUAAAGUUUGAAAUACUAGGCAAGCAGCACCGACACAUGCUUAAACUGGACCUCUCCAACAGCCACAACAAUAGCACAUGGCCGGAUAGCAGGGAUGGUGUCUUUGUCAUGUAUAACUAUGCCCGGCUGUGUACGCUGUUUAGUCGUUUUGAGCAGGAAGUUAAAAAAGCGACUUACCCUCCGCUGCCAAGUAUCUCAACCAUAGACUUCAGUCUUCUGCGGGAAGACCAGGAGUGGGGCCUUGCCUUCAACUACGUGCUACAAUAUCCAGUCAUGCUGUCUGAAUGCGUUAGUGAUUUACAAAACGGAAAAGGGCCACACCUCAACAUUCAGACACAUAGGGUGUGCAGUUUUCUUGCCAGUCUGUGUAGAGACCUCAGUUCGUACUACAGCCAUACCCACAUAUUAGGGGAGCCCAGACCUCAUCUUAUCGCCGUCAUGUUUGCUCGUCUUUAUCUUCUGAGAAGUGUCCAUCAAGUCCUCAAGAAUGGAUUCUCACUACUCAACAUAGAACCUCUAUCGCAGAUGUAAAGGCCCUGUCACACAGACCCCGAUAAUGAGAACGAAAACGAGAACAAAAAAAUGCAUGUCCUCGAUUGGUUGAAUAAGCAUGGGUGUAUUCUGCUUGGAGCCAUUCAACCAAUAGAAUGCGUUCUCUUUGUGUCGUUAUCGUUUUCGUUAUCGCUGCAGUGUGAC